CAUUUCGUAAACAUCGUCGGAGUGGUAAUAAUGUGAAUGAAGUGUGUUUUUCGAAUGAUGAUGACACUGUGUGGAAAAAGGUUUUAGAAAAAAAAAAAUAUUUUUUUUCCUACGAAAGUUUUGUGAAUCGUAAAAUUAUCGAAAUUUUUGUGGUCCAAUUAAUUAAUAAAAAUGACUAGUGAUAACACCAGUGAUUCAAUAGUCGCGGAGUCAAUGCAAGCGAAUAUGUAAAUAUGCGUUCGUCAAAAAAUAAAGUAAAUUAUCAAUGUAAUUCGAAUCAAUUUUCAUAAUUAACGUAAAAACGAGGACAAAAUAUAACAAUAAAGCUCCAACGAAUAUCACAAACGUACUACUAAAUACAGUUCCUAAAUUGAGAGAGAGAGAGAGAGAGAGAGAGAGAAACGGAAGAGAAGAGUAAAGAGUAAAGGCUAAAGAAAUUUAAAGAAUAAAAUGGAAUCGGCUCAACAAAACAUACCACCUGGAUCAGAGGUUCGAGUGGUCAGUGCAUCUGUAAUCGCACAUUUGCAGGCUCAAGGAUUGCAGGGAAAUGAGCUGAACGCAGCCAUUAUGGCCGCAUCACAGCCACAAGUACAAACCGCCACUAGCCAGCAACAACAGACACAGCAACAACAAGCUCAACAGCAGGUACAACAGCAACAGCAGCAGCAGCAACAGCAGCAGCAACAACAACAACAACAGGCCCAGCAACAGCAGCAGUCUCAACAACAACCACAGAUCAUCACAUUGCAAAAUUUCUUGCCACAACAGUUGCAAACUAUCAAAAUGGAAGGAAUGCAAGAUGGUCAACAAGUUCAAAUGGUAGCUAAUUCUCAGCAGGGAACACCGAUAAAAGCUCAGUUUGCACCGAUGCAACCACAAGUUAUAAAUUUGCAAAACUUACAAGGAAUGCCACAACAGUUUAUUCAGGGUGGACAAAUAUUACAGCAUGCUGGCAAUGGAAUGUUUUCGGUGGUGCAGCCAAUGCAAUCCGUUACCGUUGAUGGUCAAGAAGCAAUUUUCAUUCCGAAUAUGGGAGGUCAACAAAUCGGCGGCCAAGGCAUUCAGAUUGGAAAUCAGCCCACGUUCAUAACACCAAAUGGUCAAAUUAUUCGCGCACCGAGCGGUGUUAUGCCAGCGAAUAUUCUCCAAAAUAUUGGCCAAACUGUGCAGCUACCAACAGCUUGUGGAGGACAGGCCACACUAACCAUACCCGGCACGAAUAUAACAAUCCCACUGACAAAUGCAUUGUCGACAAACGCUUUGGGUAAUAAUGUUUCUCAAGCGGCAACGUCACAAGUGUCAACAUUAAAUCAAACUGCCCAACAACAACAAACGCAGCAAACAAAUCAACAGGCGCAGCAGCAGCAGCAGCAACAACAAACCAAUCAACAACAAAGUCAAACGCAACAACAAUCUCAGCAAUCUCAGCAACAGUUAACGACAAUUCCGGGCACAAACAUUCAGAUACCGACAUCGGUAGCGGCAGCAAAUGGUAUCAUUUCGGGAAAUAAUAUUAAACUGGACGGCACAGGACAAAACGUACAAGUGCGACCCGGAGGCAUACCGCAAGUGGUCCAAUUUCCCGCUAUGCAACAGACAAUACCGGUACAGGUUCCAAUUUCGACGGGAAAUGGUCAGACUAUUUACCAAACGAUUCACGUACCACUGUCAACAUUAGCUGCACAAAUGCCUGGCCUGGUACCACAAAUGCAAUUUUUCCCGCAAAUGACUCAAGUGGCCAACAUAAUUACGCCCAAUGGGCAAAUUCAACAAGUUCUUGCUCCAAUGCAAGGCAUUCAGGGUAUUCACGGACUACAAGGCCUACAAAGUCUGCAAGGCAUUCAAGGACUACAGGGCCUGCAAGCUGCCCAGCAGGUGCAGCAACCGCAAAAUGUUGUCGUUCAACAAGCACAAAAUUUGGGUCAGGUGAACGCAAGUUCAUCGAAUUCAAUGAUUCAACCAAUUCAAACAGCCAAUGUUCAGACGAUGGCUGGUCAAGAACCCCAACAACCAAUUACAAUCACAAAUCAACAAGGUCAACAGAUUACAGUAAUUCCGGCUCAUCAAAUAAAUCAAAUUCGUCCACCGGUUGCGACGUCAACUGCAGCAAAUAUUAUUCAAGUGCCUAGCAUGCCCGGAAUCCAUCAGUUUCCAAUACAAAACAUUCCGGGAUUGGGUAAUGUGCAAAUUCUUAACAAAUGGGUUGAAUUAUACAAUGAUCGGCCAAUCAGUUAUCCCUCCAAUCCCUCUGACUCCAAUCAACUUAUAGCUAGAGAACAGUUCGAUAAAAUAGCUCAUCAAUUCCAGGUCAUCCCAGCUAGCGCUUUCAACAACAACAGCCUCAACAUACAACAUAUACAACCAGCAGCAGCAACGACCACCACAACUGCAACGCCAAUUUCAAAAUUCGAGCAACAACAGCAAUCCCAACAACAAUCAACGCAGCAACAACAAUCAGUACAGCAACAACAGCAGCAGCAACAACAGCAACAACAGUCAGCACAGCAGCCACAACAAAGUCACCAAGCGCUCACCAUAAAGUCUGAAAAACACGAACCGAACGAAAAAUGGAUUACAAUGUCCAAUACAUCAAUGGCCCCGCCAUUAUCACCGGGAAUGUCUCCAACGAAUACACCGAUCGGUCAAAAUCAGAUCAAUGUUAACAUCAAUGUCAAUGACGGAAUGGAUAUAAAACCUCGCUUGAAACGAGUCGCAUGCACGUGUCCCAAUUGUACAGAAGGUGAACGACACGCCGAUAGAAAGCGACAGCACAUCUGUCACAUUCCAGGUUGUAAUAAGGUCUAUGGAAAGACGUCGCAUUUGCGAGCCCACUUAAGAUGGCAUACGGGUGAACGUCCGUUCGUGUGCUCGUGGCUGUUUUGUAAUAAACGAUUCACACGAUCCGAUGAAUUACAACGGCACCGACGAACGCAUACCGGCGAGAAACGGUUUCAGUGUCCGGAGUGCAACAAGAAAUUCAUGAGAAGCGAUCAUCUUUCCAAGCACAUUCGAACGCACAGCAAACAGAAGAAUCCUCUAAAAGCCGAGGAUGAAGAAAACGAUCUGGAACUACGCGACACAAAUGGCAAAACCGAUGCCAAAACCGAUGACAUGGCAUCUGAAUCGACAGCGAUGCCAGAGAAUGGAUCCGAAAUUGUAAUGACUGUGGUCUCGAAAUCCGAAAACGAAUCGCCUACGCCGGCAAAUCAUCAACAAGUGUUUUGGAUACAGUCCGGUUCACAUCCGCCACCGACAUCGUUGUAUACCAUCAAACAACUGAAUUAUUCACAGGAGGCAGCCACGUCGACACUAUCGGCAUCGUCAGACAGCAACGAUAGCUCCGAUGAAAAAAUGAUGAUCACAAUUGCAGCUGAAGAACAGGACCUGGGGGAUAACUCCAACUAGCAUAUGGAGUUGUCCCUGCAGCAGUAUGCUUCUAUAGGAAGUAGACUGUCGUUCGGACAGUUUUAAUUUAAUUUUUAUUUUUUGUUCGGUUAAUUUUAUCUUUUAGCUAUGCUUUAAUGAUCGUUGGCUUCACAAAAACUGGAUUGUUUUGUGAAACCGAUUUUGAUUUCCUGACACAUAACAUUCAGUCUGUAUGGAAGUAUGGAGCGAAUUAUAUGCCGAUGAUACCAU
This is a messenger RNA of Bradysia coprophila, 3636 nucleotides long. RefSeq lists its product as uncharacterized. Lineage: Eukaryota; Metazoa; Arthropoda; Insecta; Diptera; Sciaridae. Gene Ontology annotation, molecular function: DNA-binding transcription factor activity, RNA polymerase II-specific; RNA polymerase II cis-regulatory region sequence-specific DNA binding. Gene Ontology annotation, biological process: regulation of transcription by RNA polymerase II. The record is from RefSeq and is a predicted model, not a curated record.